AUGGGCGGUGGUUAUCCAAUUCCCGUUGAAUCACUAGGAUCAACAAACUAUUUAAACCUUCCUGAUUCAAACCCUCUAACUUCAAACCCACCUCCGGUGUCAACCCCACCUCCGGUUUUAACCCCACCUUCGGUUUCAACCCCACCUCCAUUGUCAAACCCUGAAUAUGAUGAUCCAUUUGGUUGGACGGAUGAAGAGUUGAAUUGGGCGUAUGACUAUACCUUCGCUCAACUACAAUUUGGUGGACUACAAAUUGAGGGGUGCCAUCGUCCGGUGCCAAACACUCCUAUACUUCCUAUGCAUCCUCCACCUUCAAACCCCCCUUAUGUGGAAAACUACAGUCAAACACAAGAACUACCGACCUGGGCUGAAGGGUACGAAACUGACCCUGGGGCGGUUUACGAACCACCAUUGGAUGAAAAAAUGGAUAUGUCUGAUCAUUUUUCCGUUGAAGAAUUUUCAUCAUUGACAAAUGAUAGAGCAUGGUAUAAUAUAAUCUUUGUUAAGGUGGAGUUUAUUUGGCAUGACGUCGAUGGAAAGAGAUUAGUGGUUAUACCACGUCAAGGAGUAUCAAUCAAUGAGGUUCGCAACAAUGACAACAUCGAAGGAGAAAUGGAAGAGGCUAACACACGAAGUGGUAGAACAACCGUGGCUAUGCGAGAUUACUACUGUUACAAGUUCCAGAUUCGAUCUACCGAUAAUGUGCUUUUGUUCGGUGGUAGGCUGCUACAGCAGUUUGUGGUUGAUGUUUACAUCAAAAUUGAGACGUCACGCUUAGAAUUUUGUGAGAGAAACCAGGAAAAAAUUCGAGCCGAAUUGUACCAAGGUAUUGUGGAUUGCGUCAAUACUGGCGAGGUUCAUGCAAACAGAGUCGGGAAAAGAAUUGUGUUGCCUGCAUCUUUCAUCGGGGGGCCUCGCGACAUGCGACGUCGGUUUCUAGAUGCGAUGACGUUAGUUCAAGACGACGGCAAGCCUGAUGUAUUCCUUACAAUGACAUGUAAUCCUAAGUGGCCUGAGAUAUGUGAUAACUUACAUGUUGGUCAAACUGCUACAGAUCGUCCAGACCUUGUUUCAAGAGUGUUCCGGGCUAAAUUAGAAGAUCUUAAGGAUCAACUCUUCAAGAAACAUGUCCUCGGGGAAGUUAAGUCAUACGUCUAUGUCAUUGAAUUUCAAAAGCGGGGUUUGCCGCACGCACAUUUUCUCCUAAUCAUGUACCCGCAACACAAGAUCAAUAACGCGGACCAUUAUGAUAAGGUUGUGUGUGCUGAAAUUCCUAACAAACUAACACAUCCCAGAUUGCAUGAGAUGGUUGUCAAGCACAUGAUUCACGGUCCUUGCGGCAAUUUACGAUCAAGCAGUCCUUGUAUGCAGGGUGAUCCUAAAAUUUGUCGUUUUCACUAUCCUAGACAAUUUAACGAACAGACGACACAAGGAGAAGAUUCGUAUCCGUUGUAUCGAAGGAGAGACACCGGGAUAGAAGUGGACCUACGAGGACAAACACUUGAUAAUAGAUGGGUGGUCCCAUAUAACCCAAGGCUUUUGAUGAUGUUUAACUGCCACAUGAAUGUUGAAGUUUGCUCAAGUAUAAAAUCUGUGAAAUAUCUUUUCAAGUAUGUUUAUAAAGGACAUGACAAACAGGUUAUUCAAGUCGAUCAAAGUGAGCCAGGGGUUGUUAUUAAUGAGAUAAAAAGAUUUCAAGAUGCACGCUACAUAUCGCCCCCAGAGGCUAUGUGGCGAUUUUUUUCCUUCUCUCUUUCUCAAAUCUUUCCUGCUGUUCUAGCCUUACAACUUCAUCUCCCAAAUAAUCAGAUGGUUAGAUUUAGAGAUGAUGACUUGAUGCCUAAUAUUGUUGAUAGGGAAAGGGAUAAGAGAACCAUGCUAACAGCAUUUUUUGAUCAGAAUAGAAACGAUGAAACAGCAAGGGUACAUUUGUAUAAAGAUUUUCCAAAACACUAUACUUGGAAUGGAAGCACACGCCGUUGGAGUCGUCGUUUCGGUAAAAAACAAAGAGGUCGUAUCGUUUCCGCUAAUCCAGCCGAAGGAGAAAGGUACUACUUACGCCUACUUUUGUCAAAUGUCAGAGGGCCUACUUCUUUCGAACAUCUUUGCACAGUUAAUGGUCAACGGUGUGCGACAUUUCGGAAAGCAGCUCUUGAGUUAGGCUUAAUAGAAGACGAUGAAUAUCUAUCACAAUGUCUCGAAGAAGCCUCUACGUUUCAGUUUCCCAAUGCUCUUAGAAGGUUAUUUGCGACCAUAAUGAUUUUUUGCCAACCUGGAGAUGUUCGAAAGUUAUGGAAUGACCACUUUGAUUCACUAUCUGAAGAUCAUCGGUUACACUGUCAAAGUAUAGAACGAGUUCAAAAUAUGGUUCUUACCGAAAUAAGUGUCUUGGUACAAUCCAUGGGUAAAAAUUUCAAUGAAUUCGACCUUCCUAAGAUAACUGACGAUGUUAACUUACAAGAUGCAGGUUAUCGUGAGUUACAAGAAGAGUAUGGGAUUGUUUUGGAACCUGAACACUUGAGUGCCAAACAUUCACUUAAUCCGGACCAAAAAAAUGUGUUUGAUGAGAUCAUGAUGCAUGUUGAUAAUGAUCUUCCAGGCGUGUUCUUUAUUGAUGGUCCAGGUGGAACUGGAAAAACAUUUUUGUACAUUGCCUUGCUUGCUGAAAUUCGGUCACGUGGUCUUAUUGCUCUCGCAACAGCUUCAUCAGGUGCAGCGGCUAAUAAUAUGCCAGGAGGUAGAACGGCUCACUCGAGAUUCAAGAUUCCUCUUAAUCUUGAAAAUAAUUCAAUGUGCAAUAUUAAAAAACAGAGUGGGGCCGCUAAACUGAUUCGCUCUGCCAAAAUAAUCAUAUGGGAUGAAGCGUCGAUGGCUAAACGACAAGCGAUAGAGGCAGUCGAUCGUACAUUCCAAGACAUUAUAGGUGUUAGUCUCCCAUUUGGUGGAAAGAUAAUGGUUAUGGGAGGUGACUUCAGACAGGUGUUGCCGGUUAUCAAACGUGGCACUCGAGCACAGAUUGUAGACUCCAGCGUACGAAUGUCACCUCUUUGGUCUUUGACUAAGAAGAUGCGGUUGACCAUAAAUAUGAGAGCGCUGAAAGAUCCAUGGUUUUCUAAAUUUCUUUUAAGAGUCGGCGAUGGAACUGAAGAACCAAUCGAAGGAAACUAUAUCCGCAUACCCGAUGACAUGACAAUUCAGUGCAACAACAAAGAAAACGCUAUAAAAGAAUUGAUCCAUGCCAUCUUUCCAUCAAUUGAAGAUAAUGUAUAUUCUUCAGAUUAUAUAAUCUCUAGAGCAAUAUUGUCCACUAAAAAUGAUAGUGUUGACGAGAUUAAUAAUCAAAUGAUUGAAAUUUUUCAAGGGGAGGAAAAAGUUUAUUACAGUUUUGAUGAAGCUGAAGACGAUCAGCGCAACUUCUAUCCGGUCGAGUUCUUAAAUUCGCUAAAUGUUAGUGGAUUGCCGCCUCAUAAGCUUCAUUUAAAAAUUGGAUGCCCAAUAAUAUUGUUACGUAAUAUCGAUCCAUCACAUGGCCUGUGUAAUGGCACGCGGUUGAUAUGUAAGGGUUUCAUGCGAAAUGUUAUUGAUGCGGAAAUUGCAGUUGGUCAACAUGCCGGAAAAAGAGUUUUUUUGCCAAGAAUCCCUCUAACCCUUUCUGAAGAUGACAUGUUCCCAUUCAAGCUGAAAAGAAAACAAUUUCCAAUUCGACUUAGCUUUUCCAUGACGAUUAAUAAAGCUCAAGGUCAAACAAUUCCGAACGUUGAUAUUUAUCUACCGGAUUCUGUAUUUUCACAUGGACAACUUUAUGUCGCGUUAUCAAGAGGGAUUUCAAGACAAAGUACGAAGGUGUUGGUACAUCUCGCCAAAGAAUUCAAACAACGCGGAGUUUACACAUCAAAUGUUGUCUACCAGGAAGUGUUGCGUGAUUAA
Messenger RNA from Helianthus annuus (common sunflower), 3927 nucleotides. RefSeq lists its product as uncharacterized. The transcript has 3 exons. Bases 1 to 3927 code for a protein of 1308 amino acids. Gene Ontology annotation, biological process: telomere maintenance; DNA repair. NCBI's taxonomy places the organism in Eukaryota, Viridiplantae, Streptophyta, Magnoliopsida, Asterales, Asteraceae. The record is from RefSeq and is a predicted model, not a curated record. Gene Ontology annotation, molecular function: DNA helicase activity; ATP hydrolysis activity.